Messenger RNA from Sycon ciliatum, 5430 nucleotides. Its product is annotated as cyclin-G-associated kinase-like. Gene Ontology annotation, molecular function: AP-2 adaptor complex binding; protein serine/threonine kinase activity; ATP binding. Bases 154 to 4254 code for a protein of 1366 amino acids. Lineage: Eukaryota; Metazoa; Porifera; Calcarea; Leucosolenida; Sycettidae. The transcript is spliced from 25 exons. Gene Ontology annotation, biological process: regulation of clathrin-dependent endocytosis; protein phosphorylation; positive regulation of Notch signaling pathway. Gene Ontology annotation, cellular component: cytoplasm. The record is from RefSeq and is a predicted model, not a curated record.
GUUGCUGUAGUUUGGCUGAGACGAAAGAGUAUGUGUGCCACAAUGCGAUGUCGGCGAGGUUGAAAAUCUAGCAAUAUCAUGUCCUCGACAAAGUGUCCAGCAAGGAAAUUUUAGACAAUAGCUGUUGUAAUGUAAUGUAUUUGUCCCAACGCAAUGACGGACUUUAUGCGCUCUGCCUUUGCAAAGAAAGGCCAGGAACAUGAGCUUGUUGGUACGAAUGUUCAAGUCGGCGAUUACAAUUUCGCCAUCAAGAAAGUAGUAGCACAAGGUGGAUUUGGAUUCAUUUUUCUUGUCGUGGAUGGAGCUGGCAGGUCCUACGCACUCAAACGGAUUAUUGCGUCUGGUGAGACAGAGAAGGUUGUGAAAAGAGAAAUAUCUACUCUGAAACUAGUCUCUGGCCACCCAAACAUUGUGGAGUUUGUAACUGCUGCCGCUAUCCCAGCCAAGAAUACUAAGCAUGGCAACACCGAGUUUCUUAUCAUUCAGGAACUCUGUUCAGCACCGCUCAAGUCUGUUCUGGAUCCAUUGAUGGCCGAAAACGAGUUUCGGCAUGACCAGCGACUCCACUGCUUCCACAAAAUCUGCGAGGCGGUUGCUCACAUGCACAUGCUCAAGCCGCCCGUCGUUCACCGCGAUUUGAAGAUUGACAAUGUACUGUUGAGCGCGUCCGGUGAAAUUAAACUCUGUGACUUUGGAAGUGCAACCACCACCAUCUACCAGCCGACAUUGGACUGGAAUCACAUCCAGCGUGAAACAGCCGAAGAUGAAAUCAACCGCAACACCACCCCGAUCUUUCGUGCGCCAGAGAUGCUCGACCUCUAUACCAACAUGAUAAUUGGACCGAAAGCCGAUAUCUGGGCUUUGGGAUGUCUUCUGUAUCAAUUAUGUUUCGGUUCGAGCCCAUUUGAAGAGUCUGGUAAACUUGGUUCGCUGAAUGGCAAGUACAGAUUUCCUCCGGACUCGCCCUAUCAGGACUACGCGCCACUAAUUCAGGGCAUGCUGACAGUGGAUGUAAAAGCACGUUGGAACAUACAAAAGGUCCUGGAAGAAGUAGAGACUCUUGCCAGGAAGCUCCGCAUCGAUCUAUUCAACCCUCUGCCUUACCCUUUGGUGGCUCCACCUGGCACAAGUCUAACGGAUGGCGCUGCAUCUGCCACUGCUGUAGGUGAUCUGCUGUCAUCUGCGGGUGCCUCCCUCACCCAAGGUGGCAGUAAGCUACUUGGAUUCAUGAAGGGAGGUGCUGGCAGUCUAAUGAAGGGCAUCAAGGAGACGUCAACCAAAGUCGUUUCAACUGUGCAGGGACUGAGCAAGGGUCAGCUUGACCUCAGCUACAUCACAGCUAGGAUUCUUGUUUUAGGUGCGCCAUCCACUGAUGUCCCGGAGGCACUCAGCGGCAACCCUGUCAAUGAUGCCUGCGAAUACUUUGAGCAAAUGUCUGGUCAUCAGCACAUGGUGUUCAACCUCAACGACCGUGCUUAUGAUGAGGGCAAGUAUCAUGGCAGGGUGGUGAUGUGUGCGUGGAAAGCUCGUUCCACGCCUCAGUUGCGGCAGAUCCUAGCCUUUUGCCGUCACUUGCACAAGUACCUUACUCAAACACAGGAUGGCGUGGCCAUCAUUCAUUGUGAUGACGGAAGGUCACAGGUAGCACUGGCAGUAGCAUCGUACUUUCUAUUUUGCAAGAUGUUCAAGCUGCCAAGUACCAGUCUUGUGAUGUAUGGCAAGAAACGCUUCCCUGGAGGUCACCGCGGCUUAGUCUUGCCUUCACAUAAAAGGUAUCUAGACUACAUGACGCGCAUGGUGAAUGAGCAAGAGCACCAGGGACUGCACUGCCGUCGCUUCCGACUGAAGCAACUAGUCUUGAGCGGUAUACCCAAGUUCAAUCUGCACCGAUCUGGUUGCAAACCCCUCUUUGAGGUUGUGAAUGGUGACAGUGUAUCCUGGCUCUCGGCAGAUCCACAGCAAUUGGAGCGUUGCAGGAGCUACACUGACACGGAUGGUGGUAUCGUAAUACCUCUUCAGGAAACUGUUGUGGGCGGUGAUGUACGUGUAGCCGUUCACCACAUCCGCCACUUGUCGACGCUUACAACGAGUACAGUGCGGAUGUUUAGUUUCAGCUUUCACACAGCUUUCGUGUCUCCCACUUCGGAUUGCCUACUUUAUAAGCUGUCUGAGAUUGAUAGUAUCACAUCAAAUGCAGCCAAGUUUCCACCUAACUUCACUGCGACUCUGCACUUUGAAGUCCUGCCCGAGGGCAACAGUGAUCGAUCACUAGCCAUUUGGAGCAAAGCUAUUGUGGCAACCGGAUCACGUGUGUGCUUUGGGUCAUCAGCCGAAGAGGAUGAAAUACGUGAAAAAUAUGGUCGCCUGGACCUCAGGACGCCUUCUCCAGCCGCUGCAAGCACCAAUGGACGGAACUUCAGUGACCCCAGUGUACAGGAAGAAAUUGCCAGACCAUUUGAGGACGCGGAAGGUGAAGGAGCAUUCAAUCUCCUGGCAGACUGUGACGAUGAUGAAGAAGAUGACGAAGAGGAACAACUAACAUCUCACACGGUAAUGAACACUGCCUUUGAUGAUGACGCCGGUGCAAACUCUACCGGCGCUGCUCCAGCCGCAGUCGUGCCUGAUCUGCUUGGGGGAUUAGGUGAGACCUCUGGACAGCCAUCUCAGCAACCCGCAUUGAAUAUCCUUGACUUUGACUCGGCGCCGUCUGCACCUGCUGGUGCUGCUGCUACUGCUCCGGCUGCUUCUCCAUCGCUUGAUCUAUUCGGCAUGCCUACUACACAACAGGCAGCCGAUCCAUUUGGCGGCUUGUCGCAUCGCUCUGGUCCAUCACCAACACAACCAGCAACACAGCCGUCGCAGGAUCUGUUCGAUCAAUCGUCAGCGUUCUCUUCCGCACCAACUGCCCCGGCACAACCUGCUGCCAACAGUGGUGGUGAUCUGCUGGGCGGCAUGGCAGAAAUGACCUUUGAUCCGUUCUCUUCAGCACCAAGUUCUGGCAUUCCUUCCCCACAAAUGUCUGGCGGUGCUUCACGCCCUGGCGCGGCUGGACAGGCAGCCAGCCCAGCUGCCGACUUGAUGGGUGGAGGCAACGCUGGCUUUGAUUUGAUGGGAGGCAUGCAGAAUGUCGGCGCUGGCAACAACUUGAUGGGUGGCAAUCGACAAUCGAACUCUUCCUUCCAGCCCAUGGGCGGCAGCACUCAAACGAGUAGCUCCGACCUGCUGGGUGGUGGCAUGGGUGCUGCUGGCUACGGCGGCACCAAUAGCUCACGCAACAGCAGUGCCGAUUUGAUGGGAGGUUUUAGUGCAGCAGCUGGCGGUGGCGGCGGUGGUCGCCUAUCCGGUGCAAGCUCGCCGUAUCAAUCACAGUCGCCAGUAGGCUCAGUACCGCGUGCCACCAGUCCGAUGAGUGGAUACUCAACCUCUGGGUUUGCACCCGUGGGUACCGGUGGCAUGUACGGUGGUAAUCAGCAGCAGCGGCCUGCGAUGGGCUACCAAUCUGGAGGAGCUGGCAUGGGUGCUGGUGCCGCGAAAUCCGCUGACCCGUUUGCACAACUCGGCGCCUUUGGUGCACCUGCGUCCAAGGGCGUGCCGAGCAGUUCGUCGCAGACUUCCAUCAACCUUGGUGUGAGAGGUGCCGCACCACAGCAGCAGCAGCAGGCUGGCAGCAGGCCAUCCAGUCGACCACCGUCUGGUGUUGCCUCUCCAGCUAACAGUGGCCGCUCUACCCCACUGCAUGGCGGCACGGGCCUCAGCAGCAAACCAGUCUACACCAGUGUGAUCGGUGGUCGCGAUGAACGUGGCACUCGACUUGGAGGUGGAGGUGCAGGCAUACCGCCUAAGGUAGAGGCCGGCGCAUUCACUGACCUACUGUCCAGCCAGGGCUUCCAAUCAGACAAGCAGGACAAGAACGUCUCUCUGAAGAACAUGCGCAACAAGGACCUGGAGAAGACGAUGGAUCCGGUCAAGCUUCAGGUGAUGAAGUGGACAGAAGGCAAGAGAAAGAAUAUCCGAGCUCUGAUUGCUGCCCUUCCUGAAGUCCUCUGGGAAAGCGCUACUUGGACGCCUGUUGAAAUGCACAAGCUUGUGCAGCCGAAUGAUAUCAAGAAAGCUUACCGCAAGGCCUGCCUUUGUGUACAUCCUGACAAGCUAACAGGAGAGCCGGAAGAAGAGUUGGCCAAAGCUAUCUUUGUGGAGUUGAAUGAAGCCUGGACGGCUUUUGAACAGAACAAAGACAUGACACGUGUGGCGUAGACACCUGCGUACCCACCUGUGGCGCUUUGCGUGUACGUUGACUUGGAUCCUGCUAGUAUUUCGACUUAUUUUACUAGUUCCUGCAUUGCGUGAAUUUCUCCUGGUCCCCCCCCCCCCCCUCCCCCUUUUUUUCUUUAGACCAACUAGCCGCCACCCUGUUCUCAAGACUCCAGAUCUGUCAAAAAUUUAUUUCUCAUAACGUUUGCAGCUCCUUGCAGCUAGCCUUUUAGGACACAGUCUCUGCACUAACAUAUGGUAUGAAAACUUAAUGAUUAUUUGCUUCACACACACACACACACACACACACACACACACACACACACACACACACACACACACACACACACACACACACACACACACACACACACACACACACACACACACACACACACACACACACGCGCGCACGAUAAUGUGUGUGAAGCAGGCCGGUGUGAAAGCUGUGCUCACACCACACUGCACCAAACCCAUGUAUUAGGAGCGCCAUACUGUCCUCUGCUUCACUCUGCAUAUAUUAUGGACGUCGAUGAGUUCGUCGUUGUCGUCAUCACCGUGGUCGCUGUCCGUGCUCAUAAUUAUUUUGUUGUUGUCUCCUUUUGUUGAAGUUUUUCUGCUUGUACAGUACCAGUGAGCGCUACAUUGUGCGGCUGGAUGUAUUGUUUGCCCUGCAGCUUUCCUGCUACACCGUGUUGUUUUCAAAUGUCCUUUCCUGCGCCUAUACAUACUUCGAAGUAAUAUGUCUGUUUAUCACUAUUUUAUCACGACACGUCUUAGAAUGAUGAUUGCCUUUGCUCUCUUGUCACGCUGUACGAGUUUCGUUAUAAGCGACGGACGUACCACAUCCUCUUGUAUGUUUUCCUAUUUACGUACAUCCUACGUUUUUCUGGUAACAUGGCGAAUAUAGUCGUCCUGUUCAAUCCUCGUUUCUAAUGUAGAGUGCACACACCGCCGGACAUGUACUUCCCACGCAUAUGCACUGGGCAGCAGUGUUUUCUCUUGAUCUCUGUUGUGUUUAUUUACACUGUACAGUGCAUUGAUGUGCCGUGAUUGCAGGCAAUACUUCUGUGCGGCUGCUCCUAUUUUUUUUUUUGAGAAACCCCACAUUGCUUCAGCUGUAAUAUCGAAGAAUGUGGCACCAGCUGCUGGAAUAGUGCUGGACACGCUGGACGCAGA